This is a messenger RNA of Prunus persica (peach), 2002 nucleotides long. RefSeq names its product UDP-arabinose 4-epimerase 1. Gene Ontology annotation, biological process: beta-D-galactose catabolic process via UDP-galactose, Leloir pathway. The record is from RefSeq and is a predicted model, not a curated record. The transcript is spliced from 11 exons. Gene Ontology annotation, molecular function: UDP-glucose 4-epimerase activity. The coding region runs from base 494 to 1681 and encodes 395 amino acids. Gene Ontology annotation, cellular component: cytosol. NCBI's taxonomy places the organism in Eukaryota, Viridiplantae, Streptophyta, Magnoliopsida, Rosales, Rosaceae.
UCUGUAUCAUUUGUGGUCUCCAAGGGGGAGUGUUGUAAAAGUAGAGUCUGGAGUCCCCAAAAUGCCCCUCCCCUAAUGUCUAUAUAUUUGGACUUCCCUUAGAUAGAAAUUGAAUCGAUCGGAUAUGAAUGAGAAAUACAGAUCAAUAAUACUUGAGAGAGAAAAACUCUCUGCCUCUCAAUUCUCUCCUCUGCAAAUUCUCUUUAGUUUACAACAAGUUAUUGAUUCUUUUCAAGCCUCCUUUGUGUUUUCCUAUUGGGUUUUGGACUUUCUAGCUUUGACCUUUCGUUGUGAGUCCUUUUGUUGGGUUAGAAUUGGAAAUCUCCUAUAUCAUGCUGAAUUGUCCUACUUGCAAAUAGUUGAAUUUGGUCUAGUUCGUAUAGAAUUGGGAAACCUAUAUUUUGAACUUUCAUGUAACUACAGUUAGCUUAUAUCAUAGAGAAAAAGAGCUCAGCCAAAGUCAAGGCCAAAAACAUCUUCAUAAUUUGCAGCCAUGGAUAUUGCAGUUGCAAAACGAAGGAGCAGUUUUUCUGGCAAAUUUUUUGCAGCUGCUGUCCUCAUUACCCUCUGCUUUGUCAUGUUCAAGCACUCGUCGCUUAAUUCUAGCAGCCCCAACAUGUUUUCUUACCGUGAAGUCGGCGUGACGCAUGUCUUGGUUACAGGAGGUGCUGGCUACAUAGGUUCUCAUGCUGCACUUAGGCUUUUGAAGGAUUCAUAUCGUGUAACCAUUGUGGACAAUCUCUCCCGAGGAAAUAUCGGCGCCGUUAGGGUUCUUCAGAAGUUAUUUCCAGAACCCGGGAGACUUCAGUUUAUUUACGCAGACCUGGGAGAUGCCAAAGCUGUCAACAAAAUCUUUUCAGAGAAUGCAUUUGAUGCUGUCAUGCAUUUUGCAGCUGUUGCCUAUGUUGGUGAAAGCACACUUGAGCCUCUUAGAUAUUAUCACAACAUCACAUCAAACACCCUGUUGGUUUUGGAGGCAAUGGCAGCACACAAUGUGAAGACAUUGAUCUAUUCUAGUACUUGUGCCACAUAUGGAGAACCUGAGAAGAUGCCGAUCACCGAAGAAACUACGCAGGUCCCAAUCAAUCCAUAUGGAAAAGCCAAGAAGAUGGCAGAAGAUAUCAUACUGGAUUUCUCCAAAAACUCAGACAUGGGGGUCAUGAUCUUACGAUACUUUAAUGUGAUAGGAUCAGACCCUGAGGGAAAACUAGGAGAGGCUCCUCGACCUGAGCUACGUGAGCAGGGCCGAAUAUCUGGUGCUUGUUUUGAUGCAGCUCGAGGGAUUAUUCCUGGACUGAAGGUCAGAGGAGCAGACUAUGAGACAGCUGAUGGCACUUGUGUGAGGGACUACAUUGAUGUCACUGACCUGGUUGAUGCUCAUGUAAAAGCUCUUGCCCAUGCACAGCCUGGAAAGGUUGGGAUCUACAAUGUUGGCACUGGAAAAGGUAGUUCAGUGAAGGAGUUUGUCGAGGCGUGUAAGAAGGCGACAGGGGUGGACAUAAAGGUUGAAUACCUCAGCCGAAGGCCAGGGGAUUAUGCUAAAGUUUAUAGUGACCCUUCCAAGGUAAGGCAGGAGUUAAAUUGGACAGCCCGCUAUACACUUCAAGAGAGCUUACAGAUUGCAUGGAGAUGGCAAAAAUCCCAUCUGAACGGCUAUGGUCUUUCCAAUGCUAUGGGUUGAGAAGCUGCCAGAGAUACUGUUGUGGAAGUCUGAUGUUGCUCCGUUGAGUUGAACAUGCAUUUCUUUUUACUUGGAACAGGUAGUAAAAUUCCAACGGGCAUUUAGGAAAAUCUCUGGGUGUUCACUGAGAGAAAGUCCUGCCCUUUUGGUUCAUAGUCUGCGUGCGGUUUUAUUCCUGUACUGUAUUCAAGCCCAGAAAAAAAGAAAAAAGAAAAAGAGAGGGUCAGUUAGCUGAUUUAAACAGAGGAAACAUUGAUACUUCACUGUAUAAAAUACUCAGUUUUGAAUGUUGAAUGCUAAUAUUUCCUUGAAACGAUCUAA